AUGCAUCUUUUUGCGCGGUCUAUUACCGUAGUAACUUAUCUUCUGGGUGUCUGCUCGGCGUUUAAGGUGCCUGGCCGCGUUAAUGUGGGAGGCAACGGGCUCAUUCCGAGUUCUUGCAGAGGAUGGAAUCUGCACAGUAGCAUACGCAGCACAUUUAACGGCCAUCCAAACCCACGUAAACUGCAUAAGCGGCCGUUUUGGGCGGAUAUGUUUGACGAGGAAGUGGAAAUCGAGCCGCUGGGCCCGCCGUGCCCCAAGCUGCUGGACGACGUUGUGCGUGGCGAACGCCGCCUCCGGUUGACACUCAAGAGGUCGCACAGACAAAUGUGCGCCACAAUCGUGGAUGACGUUGCUAGGCAUGUGCACUGUUUCAUGUCAACGAACUUCCGUUACCUCGGCCAUAUAUUCGGCCAGGAGCCGACAAAGGACCCAAAAAUCAUGAGGAAUAAAGGCGGGAACGUGCGUGCAGCGUAUGAGCUAGGCAAGCUUAUAGGCAGGCAGGCGCGGCAGAAAGGAAUAUCGCGUGUUGUCUUUGACCGUGCUGGGUACAGGUACCACGGACGGGUAGAGGCGCUGGCGAUUGGCGCCCGUAAGGUGGGUCUCGACUUCUAG
This is a messenger RNA of Babesia bigemina, 612 nucleotides long. Its product is annotated as 50S ribosomal protein L18, putative. Gene Ontology annotation, biological process: translation. Gene Ontology annotation, cellular component: ribosome. The coding region runs from base 1 to 612 and encodes 203 amino acids. Lineage: Eukaryota; Apicomplexa; Aconoidasida; Piroplasmida; Babesiidae. Gene Ontology annotation, molecular function: structural constituent of ribosome. The transcript has 4 exons. The record is from RefSeq and is a predicted model, not a curated record.